Messenger RNA from Amoebophrya sp. A25, 1708 nucleotides. The record is from the annotation of a GenBank genome assembly. NCBI's taxonomy places the organism in Eukaryota, Dinophyceae, Syndiniales, Amoebophryaceae.
AUGGUGAUCUCCUCUCAGAAGCGGCUGGCAGCCAGCAUCAAGAAGUGCGGUGUCAACAAGAUCUGGUUGGACCCGAAUGAGGGUACCGAGAUCAAGCAGGCCAACUCCCGAUUGGCCAUCAAGAAGCUCUUGAAGGAUGGUCUCAUCAUCCGCAAGCCGCAGGUCAUCCACUCCCGCGACCGCGUCCGUACCCACAACUUUUUUCUAGCCUUUAGUUGUAGAUUACUGCUCUGAAAACGAGUUUGAGGGCAGGGUUUCAUCAAUUUAUCGACGUGAUGAUUUAGAAAGAAUUAUGCUAGAAGUCGAAUUUUGUGCUUCUGAAAAAAGUACGCCAGGGUGAGUUUUCUAAAAGGCGCCUGGAAAAUUUUAUUUGAAUCGAUGUUCUCUACAAAUUCCUCGCCACAUGCACUCUCAAAAGAAAGGCCCACCUAGAGGUGCUGACUUUCUUUUCAUCAUAUCUUUCCGAAAAUUCUGAACAGGUAAGAACCUCGCCGCCAAGCGUAAGGGUCGUCACACCGGUACCGGUAAGCGUAAGGGUACCCGCGAGGCUCGUAUGCCCACCAAGGUCUUGUGGAUGCGUCGUAUGCGUGUCCUCCGUCGUUUGUUGAAGAAGUACCGUGAAGCUAAGAAGAUCGACAAGCACCAAUACCACAAGUUCUAUCUCAAGUGCAAGGGUACUCUUUUAGAUAAUCGAAGCAUCUAAAGUUUCAUGAAUAAGGUCGAUGUCGGCCUGUUUUCUCGGGCCUGAGAAUGCAGCUACAGACCAAACUCUUGAUUGAAAUCUAAAGACCGAACUCAUGCCAGGACCUCCAUCUCGCAUUGAAUUCUGUAUUUCUUUACGCUUUAUAGAUCCUUACUCGAGUCCCCUAUACUCAUUUCAGGUAACGUGUACAAGAACAAGCGUGUCCUCAUGGAGUUCAUCCACAAGGACAAGGCUGAGUACACCAAGAAGAAGGCUCUUGUCGAGCAGCAGGAGGCCAAGAAGCAGAAGGCCCGUGCCACUCGUGAGCGCAAGGCCGCUGCCAAGGAGGCCAAGAUCGCUGAGGAGAAGGCCAAGAAGUAAGUAGUCAACAUACCUUCUGCUUUUAGAACAACAGGACGGGAAAAGCCACACGGGAGACGAUGACAAAUAGCAGCCUUGAAGAGUGACGAGAGUUGUUGAAUCAUUUGCACGGUAUCUCCACGGAGGACGGAGCAGCUGCUUUCUACUAGCGAUGUCGGGACAGCGGGCCGAAAUCACGAAGAAAAGGAGCCUUUGCCACAGAGGAGAAACUAGCAGUUCGUUUCUACUGAGUAACAAUUCUUGUGACGGAGACAUAUCUGACCAAAGAAGAGUUAUGAAUGUGAAGAACUGUGUGUGCGAAUGUGACUAUCCAAAUCUAAACGGUAGAAAAAGCAAACGCGCUAAGCGAGUGCCUCUGCUGGGUCUUUUGCGCGACCUAGCGCGUUAAUAUACAGAUGUCGAAGCUGUGUUGUUCUCGGCUGUGAUGAAUUUAGUGCGAAGCAUAGACUGCGCCCGGAUUACGAUUUUGAUCACAGCCUCCUGUGAUAAUAUUGACAGAACUUUUUGAGUGAGGUGAUACUAGAGUGUCAUGAAUUACUUUUCUCUGACUAACCACGGCAGGGAUGAUCAGAGUCUCUGUGAAAUCGUCAAAGAUGAGAUGAAAGGCUACCCGUCAGAGAGACACCGGCAUAUAUUCCUCUGCGG